GUCCCACUCUGCCCCCUUGCUCACUCCUUUCUUGGGACUCACGCUCCAGCCCCGCACUUACAGCCCGCGCUCCGUGGCAAUAGCCGGCGCGGCCCCCCGGCACCCUCGCUCCCCACUCCCCAGCCGGGCGCUCCGCACUGGGCAUGCCCCAGCUAAGUUGCUAUAUAAAGCCCGCCUGCCUUCAUCUCUAGACGUCGCCAGCCUCCUCAUUCCUGCUGCCAGCCAGACGCUGCUGCCCGGGGCUUCUUUGCUGGCAGGAUGCUGGCUCUGGAUCAGAUCAAUGCGGAUCAGCCCCUGAUCCUGAAGGAGCUGGACUGGGCUGAGCAGGAGCUCCUGCCAUCGCUCAGCCCCCCGUGUCCCUCCUGGCGCCAGGAUGUGUCUCUGGACUGCAAGUUCUCUCCGGAGGACACCCAGGCACACGCCUGGACCACCUACUACUACGACCUGCUGCAAUGCACCCUGCAGCAGGAGGGGCUGCCGGAGACAGUCGACCGCACCAAGGAGCCCAGAACAGGGUUCAGCUCAGGGGAUGUAACCAUCUGCAUCCUGGGAUCCCCGACCUCGUACCUGUCUGUGCUGCUGGAGGGCAGCUCCCAGUGCCCCGGUAACAUGCUGCUGUGCCUGUCGCCCAGCUGGCUGGCCAAGGUGCCCUCUGAGCAGCACCCCGGCGAGUCGUCCUUGCUGGUUUCCAAGGCUGUCUCCUUCGAGCUGGGUGGGUGCACAUGCCUGGACGAGUUCUCGCCCCCGCGCCGUGUCACCUACUUCAUGGGCUCCUUUGGCCCAUGCAAGGAGCACGGGCAGUCAGCAGGGGAGCUGGCGCGCGACCUGGAUUGCCCCACGGGUGGCUCGGGGGAGCUGGCCCGCCUGCUGGAGGACAAGCUGCUGACACGCCAGCUGCUGGACCAGCGGGCCAAAGUGGAGGUGCCACCCACGCUGGCCUUCACCUUCAAGCGGCUGCGCCCACUGCGGGACGUCACCACUGAGCGCUCUGUCUGCAUGGUGGAGCUCAGCGGCAAGGAGGGCCAGGAGAACCUCAUCCAGGAGGAGAUCGAGGCCUUCCUGCAGGGUAGCGCCAUGGCGCCCUAUAGCCAGGUGGUGGUGAAGCCAUCAGGCUGGCGCUGGAGUGGGGCCCAUGCUGUGACCUUCCAUGCCAAGGUGGAGCAGGCAGCUGUGCUCCAAGCUGUGCUGGCACUGCUGGAGACCCUGGAGGAGGAGGAGAGCGCCCUGCUGGAGGCCUUCAUCCCCACUGCCCGCCUCACCCAGCCCGAAUCCCCCAACAGCACCUCCCCAAGCAGCACAUCUCCGAGGCCUGACCUGGCGAUCCGGAUCUGCACUGUCGUCUGCAGAUCCUGGGGUGACCAGCCUCUGCUGAGCCAGGUGGUGUGCGGCGGGGGACGGUCUGAUAAGCCCCUGAAGCACCAGGCCAUGGUGCCCCAGAGCCUGGAGAGCGGCCUGCGGCAGCAGGGGAUGACAGAUGAGGCCCAGCUUGCGGCCAUCCGUGCCCAGGUCAAGCACAAGGCCGAGGCUGCCAUGGCGGCCUUCCUGGAGAUGGAGGCGGGGCUGUCGGUGGAGCAGCGGGGCGGGCGACAGGCCCAGACUGAUGUGAUUGGUGUGGAUUUCCUCCUGACCUCGUCGGAGCAGGUGCUGCAGCUGAUGGCUCUGGAGAUGAAUUCACAGCUGUGCCUGGAGACCUGCGCAUUCUUCGAGUCCAUGGGUCAGGCAGUGGGGAUGCCGGCAGGCAAGUCCUCACGUCCUCUGGUGGAGACGAUGCUGCGGCGUACACAGUGUCACCUCAUGGAGGGCAAGCACGUGCUGGUGAUCGGGGCCGGAGGAGUCAGCAAAAAGUUCGUCUGGGAGGCGGCCAGGGCCUACGGGCUAAAAAUUCACCUGGUGGAGUCGGACCCCAACCACUUUGCCUCGCAGCUGGUGCAGACCUUCAUCCACUAUGACACCACAGAGCACAAGCGGGACGAGGAGCAUGCCCAGCGGCUGGUGGCACUGGUGCGGGAGCGGGGCCUGCACCUGGAUGGCUGCCUCUCCUACUGGGAUGACUGCAUGGUGCUGACAGCCCUGGUGUGUGAACAGCUGGGCCUGCGCUGCAGCCCAGUGGCCGCCAUGCGGGUGGCCAAGCAGAAGAGCCGCACCCACCAACACCUGCUGCGCCGGCGCAAGGAAGCCCCGCUUGGCUGGGCCUCAGAGGCGCUCUAUGCCGUUCCCUGCUGCCACCUGGAGAACCACACUGACGUGGAGCGGGCUGCCCGCCAUCUCUCCUUCCCUGGCGUCAUGAAGCUAGAGUACGGGGCAGGCGCAGUGGGGGUCAAGCUGGUGGAGGACGUGCAGCAGUGCCACCUGCACUUCGAGAAGAUCUCACGAGACUUGCGGGAGGAUGCAGAUCACCCAGGCAUCGGGCUGGGCUGGGGCAACGCCAUGCUGCUGAUGGAGUAUGUCUCCGGUACUGAGCACGACGUGGACAUUGUGAUCUAUGAUGGGCGCAUGCUGGCUGCCUUCGUCUCCGACAACGGCCCCACCCGCGUGCCCCACUUCACUGAGACGGCGGCCAGCAUGCCCACCUGCCUGGCACCUGACCGCGAGGCCCAGCUGGUGCGCGCUGCCUACCAGUGCUGCUUGGGCUGCGGCCUGGCCAACGGCAUCUUCAAUGUGGAGCUCAAGUUGACAGCAUCUGGGCCCAAGCUCAUCGAGAUCAACCCCCGCAUGGGCGGCUUUUACCUGCGCGACUGGAUCCAGGAGAUCUAUGGGGUGGACAUCAUGCUUGCCUCGGUCAUGGUGGCCUGUGGGGUGCCCCCGCUGCUGCCCGCCCACGCCCAGCCGCGCACCCACAUGGUCGGUGUCAUGUGUGUGGUGUCACAGCACCUGAAGGCCCUCAAGUCCACAGCCAGUGUGGAGACAUUGCAGGCCCUACAUGAGCGUGGCAUCAUCCGCCUCAACCUGCUGGAGGAUGAGCUUGUUGCCCGUGAAUACGAAGAGCCCUACUGCAACGUGGCCUGUGCCAGCCCCAGCCGCCGCGAGGCCUGCCUCAAGCUGCUGAGUGUCUGCCAGGUGCUGGGUAUUGACUCGCCCCACUAUCCUGUCACCUACUUCCUCUCUCACUUCAAAUAGCACCGAGGGAGCCCCCGGGGAGGGGGCCACCCCACUGCCUCUGUCCUGUUCCCCCCCAUUCUCCCUAGGGCCUGCUGGACUCAGAGCCGGUCCUGGAGGAGCCCCUGGCCUCCCCCUCCCUGGUGUGUCUCCACCAGCUGGGGCACCGGUGCUUGCAUUACGUGGUUCCUCUGUAUCCCAGUGUUAUGGUUAUUUUUUCCCCACAGUUGGCCCUUUACCCCCUAGGAGGGGGCCCUUGGUGUCAGCUCUGGUAAGAGCCACGCCCACCUAUGUGUGUGUGACAUGGGAUUGCACCAGUAUGGCAUCUGUUCUGCUCCCUCUGGGGCUCCUCCAGCUCCCUUCCCCACCCCCAGCUGCCCUGUCCUGAUCCUCUAGUUUCCCUCCCUCAGCUGACCUAUCCUGUCCCUGGAGAGGUCCCCCACCCUCUCUGCAGACUCCUUGACCACUUCUUCCCCAAUGAGAUCCUCCAGUUGACUCCCGCAAACAAGCCCACCAGCCCUGGGAAAGGCUGUAUGUUGCGGACCCCAAUCUCCUGGGCACGAGCUCAGUUCUGGAGUGUCUGUUCAGCCAUGGGGGGAGGGGAAGGACUGAGGGGCUGGAGCCUCCAGGAGUGGAGACUUAAGGCUACAAGUGGCCCUCCAAUAACUAACAACUUUAUACAUGUUCCCUGCUCCCACCUCAUGCUUCUCAGUCAUCCUACCUUAGCAAAUCACUGUAUGCUACCUCCUCACCGUGCUUGUCAGCAACCCUACGAUAACAAACCACUGUUCACUACCCCCCGCUUGCCAGCAACCCUACAAUAACAAACUACUGUAAUCAACCCCUCUGGUCCUCAACCCUACUGAUAGCAAACCACCGUAUGCAACCUGCCCACGAGCUCAUCAGCAACCCACCAGCUAACAACAAACCACCACAUGCAACCCCUCCCAUGCUUCUCAGCAACCCUGCAAUAACAAACAAUUGUGGGCCAAGUCCUAGCACGGACCCUGCGAUAACAUGUGCCCUAUGCAAACUCCUCAUUAGGAAACCUACAAACCCACUGAACCUGAGACACUGAACUCACCCCCUUGAGCCUGAAGCCCCAGCACUUGAAGAGCCUGCACUAAUGACGGAACCCUAGCCAUGCUAACAAGCAAUAACAGGGCUCCAGAGCAGCCCUAUGCUAACUAACUAGCAAGCGUGGCCCCCAGGAAGGACAAAGACCUUACACUAACAAAGCAGGCCCAACCCCCCAGCAGUUUUGAGGGCUGUGGAUAUACAGCCCCAGUGCUUCUGAGUGACCCUACAAUAACAAACCAGCGUGUGGAGCCCCAGUGCUUCUGAGUGACCCUACAAUAACAAACCAGCGUGUGGAGCCCCAGUGCCUCUGAGUGACCCUACAAUAACAAACAAGCAUGUGGCGCCCCAGUGCCCCUAUAAUAACAAACCGGAGUGUGGAGCCCCAGUGCCUCUGAGUGACCCUACAAUAACAAACCAGCAUGUGGAGCCCCAGUGCCCCUACAAUAACAAACCAGCAUGUGGAGCCCCAGUGCCCCUACAAUAACAAACCAGCAUGUGG
Molecule: messenger RNA, 4675 nt
Organism: Gopherus evgoodei (Goodes thornscrub tortoise)
Lineage: Eukaryota; Metazoa; Chordata; Testudines; Testudinidae
Gene: CARNS1
Product: carnosine synthase 1
Exons: 10
Coding region: 259-3117 (952 amino acids)
Biological process (GO): carnosine biosynthetic process
Molecular function (GO): metal ion binding; carnosine synthase activity; ATP binding
Source: RefSeq, a predicted model, not a curated record